Daldinia caldariorum is the source of this 1764-nucleotide messenger RNA. RefSeq lists its product as uncharacterized. Gene Ontology annotation, molecular function: transcription cis-regulatory region binding; DNA-binding transcription activator activity, RNA polymerase II-specific. The coding region runs from base 1 to 1764 and encodes 587 amino acids. The transcript has a single exon. Gene Ontology annotation, cellular component: RNA polymerase II transcription regulator complex; nucleus. Lineage: Eukaryota; Fungi; Ascomycota; Sordariomycetes; Xylariales; Hypoxylaceae. The record is from RefSeq and is a predicted model, not a curated record.
AUGGCGACCUCUGCUGCUACCAUGUCUCCCGCUUAUCUCAACGGCCACUCCAAACUUCAACCAACCAAACUCUCUAUAACCCCUAUCUCAGCUGCAUCUUCCCCCGCCUCAGCUGCCUCACCCAUUUCGAGCGUGUCUACGCCUACUUCAACCCAUCAGCUUGCCAUCAAACCUGCAACCGCAAUUGCAGCCGUAGCUUCGCAAGCCACCGUAAUGGCUUCGAAGGCCUCAAUCACCAGCAAGGAAUGGGUAGUUCCUCCGAGGCCCAAACCUGGUCGGAAACCUGCCACGGAUACACCACCAACUAAACGUAAGGCUCAGAACCGCGCCGCCCAGCGUGCAUUUCGAGAGCGGAGGGCUGCUCGUGUUGGCGAAUUAGAGGAACAGCUAGAAGAGCAGAAGGAAGAAUACGAGCGAAAUCAGCAACAGCUUACCGAGCAGGUACAUGACCUAGAUGCCGAAGUGAAAGCCCUACGAAAUAAAUGCGUAGUCUUGGAGGAUUUACUAGAGAAGGAACGUAGAGAGCGCAUCAAAGCGACAAGCGAACUUGAGGAGUUGCGACAACGAUGGAGAAGAGAAGAGGCGUCUUCAAGACCCGGAAGUUUUGCCACGCAGCGCGGAACGCUACCAAACCCACUAAGCUUUUCAUCCCAGCAUCCAACGCCACGAGGAAGUCUCACUAGCAACGCACCAGAUCACCGUAAUUCGGCCACAGCCUUUUCUAUCUCGCAAAUCAUCUCCCCUCCCGACUCAUCGGGUUCGUCGGGCGCCCCGCGGGAAUCGUCAACUGAUCCGACAGGUUGUGGCAAUUGUGAAAUCAACGGACCAUGCGCCUGUGCGGAAGAAGUUCUUGCUGACACGACUAUCGGAUGCAGCAAAUGCAGCAUCGGUUCCAAAUGCGAAUGCCUCGAAGCUAUGGUGAAGGAUAUGGCUCCGAAUUCGGAAACUGAGCUUAAGCGGAAGAAAUCUUCCCUGUCCCUCAUGGCUCCCGAAGAGAAGAGGCAGAAGAUACCCGAGCCAUACCCCCACGAAGUCGAUUUUACUACUGCCUUUGCUAAGAAGAAGGAUCCUGUUCCAGAGCCGAUUUUGUACCAACCCCCUACUCAGCCGACCAUGCCGCCGCGAGACUCUUGCGGCUUCUGCGAACAAGGCACCUAUUGUAUGUGUGCCGAGGCUGCCGCAUCGCAGACACUCCCUGCAGCAUCUCAACAAGUUCAGACACCACCUCCUUCCGAAAAUGACGUCGGCCCUCAUCCGAUAGAAAUCACAUCAACCGGCGCCGUCAAAUUACCAGGUAUCAAUUCCUUGAAUCGCGCUCCGAUACCGGCAGGCCGUCCUUCGGGUGGCUGUGGUCCCAAAGGCCCAGGUUCUUGUGCUCAGUGUCUAAGAGACCCUAAGUCUGGCCUCUUCUGCCGUAGCCUCGCCGCGAACUUUGCCCGCAACUCAGGCGCACCCAGCAGAGGGUGCUGCGGCGGAUCCGGCGGAUCCGGAUGCUGCAAAUCUACCGAAGCAUCAGCAUCAGCAUCAGCAUCAUCCGCCGAACCAUCGACCAGUGUUAGCCUUUCAUGCGCAGAUGCGUACAAGACGCUGUCUAGCCACCGAAACUUCGACAAGGCUGCUGACGAGAUUGGCACUUGGUUGCCUAGACUUAAGGCUACUCCGCUACCAGCGAAUACGGCAGGUAGAGCACCCAUCGAGGUCCAGGUAGCCAGCAUUAUGGGUGUGCUGAGAGAGUUUGACGUCCGAUUCGGAAGGGAAGCUUGA